Owenia fusiformis is the source of this 2556-nucleotide messenger RNA. NCBI's taxonomy places the organism in Eukaryota, Metazoa, Annelida, Polychaeta, Sabellida, Oweniidae. The record is from the annotation of a GenBank genome assembly.
GGUGAAUCACUGAAAUAGGAACACACGAAAGAAGGUCAACACUUCAACGUUCGAUCUCGGACUAAUUACAACUCUACUCAAAGGAUUAUAAAGUAUACAAAGUUGCAACAUGUCUUUCUGUAGAGAAAGGUUGUGUUUUCAAGGAGAUCAAGGUACAAAUCAGAAAGAAUCAGGACUAAUUCACCGACUGAAUUUCGAUUCGGAAAAUGAUGGCGAUGUGAGUUGGCAAGAUGCCUCGAUGUCAACAGGUAGUUUGAGUCCUAGCAGAGACGAUUCUAUAGAUACAUGGCAGACUAACUUACUUAGCCCGACUCCAAUGUCAAGUCCAUGUAUGGAGAGGUUUAGCAAGGGUCGACAUAUGUCACCCAUUCCGUUUUCUAGCUAUUUGGAUUCGGGACUUGAAGAUACUUUCGACUCAAGUCGGGAGCAUGGCGAGGAAGGAGGGGCCUUGACAACGCCCACAUUUACACCACCCCACAAGAACUUCAGGGCAUUGAGGCUGUAUGAUACACCACACACUCCAAAAAGUCUCCUGCAAAAGUGUCAAAGACGGAUUACAAGGAUCAGCAAGAGUAAACUUGCAUUGAACUGUGAUAAACUGAAAACUCCAAAGCCUCCUGUCAUCGCCCCCGAUAGCCACCAUCACACAGCCGCACUCAAUGAGCGCCUUCAAGCCAACAUCAACCCAUUCACUCCAAGCAACAACAACAACCAUGCAUCAAGAACACACAGCCAGGGUACAAAGCGAUCAAGACAAGACAUUGAAAGCAUCCUAUAUGACUCCGGAGAAGAGAUGGAUGAUAUUGAAUGCCCAAGUAGCAAGAAAAUAGCACUUCGGGAAAUCAACACCUCACGAUACAAUGAAGAAUUCCAUGAGAUUUGCAAGCUUGGUGACGGAGAGUUCGGAAGUGUCUGCAAAUGCGUGAAUCGUCUGGAUGGUUGUACUUACGCUAUUAAAAAAUCUAAAACUCCUGUUGCGGGAAGUGUUUAUGAACGUACAGCAAUGAAUGAAGUCUACGCCCAUGCAGUCCUUGGAAAACACCAACACGUUGUGCGAUACUACUCCGCAUGGUCAGAAAACGGUCACAUGUACAUUCAGAACGAGUUCUGCAAUGGAGGCAGUCUUGCGGAUUUGGUUGAGGAGAACAGGCAGCUGGGAAGAAACUACAGCGAGGCUGAGAUCAAGCUACUUUUACUCCAACUGGCACAAGGGCUCAAAUACAUCCACUCACAAAACCUGGUCCAUCUAGAUAUCAAACCUGGUAACAUAUUCAUCCAGCGUGACCCCAAGAUACUGAACACACCCGAGAGUGGCAUGGAGGAAGAAGAAACUGAUGACGUCAUUGAUGAAGACGAAGAGCCACCUAUAAUUUACAAAAUUGGUGACCUUGGUCAUGUGACAUCAAUGGCCAAUCCCAGUGUAGAAGAAGGUGACUGCCGCUAUUUGCCAAAUGAGAUUCUCCAGGAAGAUUUUGACCACCUCUCAAAAGCUGACAUCUUCUCCCUGGCUCUUACAAUUUAUGAAGUGGCAAGUGGUAGUGAACUUCCCAAGAAUGGAGACAGCUGGCAUGAAAUCAGACAAGGAAAACUUCCCUACCUUACUCAGUAUUCCGCCCACCUUAAUGGCCUCCUUAAGAGUAUGAUCCACCCAGACCCACGUGUACGCCCCAGUGGAUCAGCCAUUACCCAGCAUCCGGUGCUCUACCCAUUUGCACGAAAAUCACGAGCUCAGCUACGACGUGAACUGAACGAGGAGAAAUUCAAGAAUGAGUUACUUGCAAGGCAGUUGAAAGAAGCAACUCAAUCGAAACUGAUACCCAAUUUGAACAAUAACAUCGUAGAGAGCACACCAGCCAAUAGGACGUCUCGAUUAGUUGGCCGCAAGAUCGCACGCAGCAUGAGCAUGACGAACUUCUAGAAAAAUCACAACAUAACUUACUCCUCUACUGCCACAUACACAAUGAUCGAUGAACAUUAUAAUUGCCUUAUAUGACAAACUUUGGGGUUUGUCUCAAACACUGCUUAUAGAUGAACAUUGUUGAAUGAGGAUUCAUAACUCACAUGCUACUUUGAUUGAGGAUCUAAGCCUCAUACAAAGACAAACACUAGUGACAAAUGGAAUGUCAGAUAUGAUAAAUGCUGAAUAGGAAUGUUCUCCAAAUAUUGACUUAGUUCCUGAAUUGAGAUGCUCUAUAUGCCACUUUACACUUGAACGCUGAAAAUUAUGUAUAACAUGAUAUGAAGCAGAAUGGCCAAAAAUAAAAUUGUCGCGGAAGUAUUCCUCAGUAGUCCUAGAGACAAAAUACGUCAAGACUUUAUUUCAUGGAAUACUUAACUACUUUUGACAUGCUGUUACUUUAUAUACUUAUACCCUUCGGAGGUGGGUUUGAAGUCUGUGAAGUCUUUGUAAUACUUACAUUAUAGUCUUAAACAAAUACUACUCUUUGGAGGUGGGCUUGAAUUACUUAAUUUAUAUUUCAUACUUAUCGAUAGUAGAAAAAGUGCAUGUUCAUAUUGACUUAAAAUGGUUUAUACAACAAUACUGAUAAUUUGUGC